AUGUUUAACGUACCCAUAGCCAUCUGGAUAAAUGAUUAUAUGUAUAUGCAAGUGAACAGUGAUCACGAUGGUCGUUUCAGUGGAUCCUUUCAAAUAGGGAGUAAUUUAUUUGGAGGUCAAUUACAUAUUGCGGCAGCUCAUCCGACCGUUACUUCAUCACCGCAAUCUCAAGAUGUAAUUUUCAUUGAAUAUCUUAAGCUUUCAUUAUCCAAAUGGAGCUAUCAAUUCUAUGCAGCAUAUGUAACAAACUUCACUGAUUUUGCUACCAUUCAAAAUCAAGGUGAUUUCGACUUGAUUAAUAUUACGGUUGAUAUAAUACAAGAUACAAUAUGCGUUGAAAAUUAUUCUGCUUGGCCCACAAUAAUUCCUGUUCUACCAGCAUUCUCAAAUAUGACAAUUUCAUUAUCAAUGCUACUCAAUUGCACACUAUCAGCUCAAUAUAUGAACUUUUCUAUAAGUGAAUCCCGAAUAUCGUUAUUAACAUCAGCAGGAUUUAUCAUUGACAGCCAAUGGAGCUGUCGUACUCAAAAUGGAUGUAGCAAUCAUGGAUCAUGUAUUAAUAAUGAAACAUGUUUUUGCGCAGAUUCAUAUUCAGGAUAUUCGUGUGAACAAUGUAUUUCUGAUCGAUAUGCGUAUCCGAGUUGUAUCAUAUGUCCAACUUGUGUACGAGGACAAACGAUAUGCAAUAGUUCAGUUGCUAUUUGUGAUUGUAUAGACAAUACUCGCAUUUAUGGUACAUUAUGCCAAUAUUGUAGAGAAGGCUAUUAUGGUGACAACUGUACCAAUAUGCCAGUCCUUUCCUCAUUGUUUCCAAGAUCUAGUUCUGAAUUGACAAAUGAAACACUUGUGACACUGGUCGGUGAUAACUUUAAUAAUGUAUCAUUAUUUUGUCUUAUUAUUGACCAAAAUGAUACAAUAUCAAUCCCAGCCGUUUACAUUAAUACUGGAAAGAUAACAUGCCAGUUCCCAUCUCAUCGGGCUGAACUGAUUGAAGUACAACUUAUUAUGAAUGAAUCCAUUGUUUUUUCGGAAUCGAAACUUGUUUUUCAAUACUUGUCCAGUUGCCCCGAUACAGGCUGCAAUCAAGGACUUUGUAUUUCAAAUACUUGCCAAUGCUGGUAUCCACAUUUUGGCUCAGAUUGUUCUCUAUAUCCUAUUCCACCAGUUUUGACUACAAUACACAAUAUGACAGCAAUCGAAAUGUCUUCGUUUACUUUCAAUCUUUCUCAAUAUCUAACUCAGGGCGAAUUUCCACUUGAAUGGAGUCUUAGUGGUACUAUACCUUCAGGACUCUCUAUUACUCCAUAUUCUGGAUUAUUGUCAUGGUCAUCCGCAGUUGCUUUAUCUACAAUUCCCGUAGCAGUUUUACCACUUUUUGAUGCAUCAUCAUCGAACUGUAAUUCGACUGUCGCCUCUUAUCUUACAUCUGGUAUUGGCGGUGGUGCUGAAAGUGGUGGAACUGCAAGUUGGGGCAGCUCAGUGCCAGCUGGGGGAGGCGGCACAGGAAGUUUCGGAUUUGGAUCCUCCGGUGACUUUUCUGAGAUGCUCCAGAUUCUUGGAACAACGAUAGAUCCAGUAAUUGCUCCAUUGUUGCCUGUUCCAACAUGCGAGAGUUGUGUAGGAACUUUAGCUAGUGCAGCCGCUGAUCUCUUGAUUCAGCGGCUUCCUAUUGGUUGGCGAGUGGUUCUGAAUGUAAUUGAUAAGUGCGUAGCUAAUACAGUUACAGAAACCAAUACAACAGCACAAAUACCUGAUACCAGCUCAACAGAGACAUCAACCAUUACAAUAACUACUAAUUCACUACUUCAAUCAACGCCAACUACAGCUAUUAAUGCAUCAUCCCAGUCGACAACCAAGUCAGUUACCGACACAUCGUUCCAAUUUAACACAACAUCAACUACAGAUUCUUCUUCUGAAUCAUCAACUACAGCAACUGCUCAUGAAUCAUCCCAGCUGACGACAACAACAACUACCGAUGUGUCAUCUGAAUCGACAACCACAAUAUCUACUGAUAAAUCAUCUCAACCCAUGACAACAACAACUGCCGAUUUGUCAUCUCAAUUGACGAUAACACCAACUAUUAAUACAUCAUUCCAAUCCACCACAACAACAAAUAUCGAUUUAUCAUCUGCAUCAAGGAUCAGAACAACUACUGAUGAAUCAUCUCAACCGACGACAACAACAACUAUACAUUUGUCAUCUGAAUCGACGACCACAAUAUCUACUGAUGAAUCAUCUCAACCUAUGACAACAACAACUCCCGAUUUGUCAUCUCAAUUGACGAUAACACCAACUAUUAAUACAUCAUUCCAAUCCACCACAACAACAAAUAUCGAUUUAUCAUCUGCAUCAAGGAUCAGAACAAUUACUGAUGAAUCAUCUCAACCGACGACAACAACAACUACCCAUUUGUCAUCUGAAUCGACGACCACAAUAUCUACUGAUGAAUCAUCUCAACCUAUGACAACAACAACUCCCGAUUUGUCAUCUCAAUUGACGAUAACACCAACUAUUGAUACAUCAUUCCAAUCCACCGCAACAACAAAUAUCGAUUUGUCAUCUGCAUCGAGGACCACAAUAACUACUGAUGAGUCAUCUCAACCAACCCCAACACCAACUAUCGAAGCAUCGUCACAGCCAAUAACUACGUCAAUUACCGAAAUGGCAUUGACAAGUGCAAUAACGGUUCAUUAUCUGGCGCAGAAACGUUAUAAUAAUAAAUAUGAGAUAACAGAGGACGAUGCAUUAGUUUUAGCUGACCGUACAGCUCGUCAGUAUCAGUUAUUUCUCGGUCUCGAUACUUUACCGCGUUUGCUUUUGCAAAAUCUUGGUAAUCGUCGAUCAUUGGUGGAUGACCGAAGUCGUAGUCCUAAUCAGCCAUCUGAAUUUCAUCUGCCGGAUUCGUAUCGAUUUACCGGAAAAAUAAUCAUAAGUCUUCAUGAUAAAUGUGUUCGAAUUGAAAUUAUACAAAGAAAUAACCAACGUCAUGUGAUUGAAGAUUCGCUACGACGAACAGAAGAAAAUCUUCAACAGUUACUUGAACGUAUCACAUCGUAUGGAACUGAUCGUGAUGUGCAAUUGUUGCAAUUGAUUGACUUGAAUUUACUUUCAUCAAAAGGCGCGUACGAUGAAAAGAAAAUCUUCGAAACGUUGAAAGAAAGAUAUGAUGAAUGCAUGGAGUACAAGCGUUCGAUGAUUGUCUAUGAUCUUGAUUCAUUAGUUGGAGUAAAUCAAUCGGAAUCCGAAUCAUCCAUGGGAACAUCAACUAGUACUUCGAUUGUGAGUCAAAGUAUUUAUAUUUACGUAACAAGUCGUUUCCGUGAAGCUAACAUCGAAGAAAGUGAAGCGGAUAAAAGACACAGAAAUGAACGAUGA
Messenger RNA from Rotaria sp. Silwood1, 3375 nucleotides. The record is from the annotation of a GenBank genome assembly. NCBI's taxonomy places the organism in Eukaryota, Metazoa, Rotifera, Eurotatoria, Philodinida, Philodinidae.